Molecule: messenger RNA, 2228 nt
Organism: Cuscuta epithymum
Lineage: Eukaryota; Viridiplantae; Streptophyta; Magnoliopsida; Solanales; Convolvulaceae
Source: the annotation of a GenBank genome assembly
GCUUAAUAAAUUGUGUUAUUUACUCCUCGGAGGCUCGGACAAUGGAUCUGAGCGGUAUUACAAAUAAAAUCGUGUAUCCAACCACCACUUUCAACUACAACGACUCCUCUAAGGCUCUGUUUGCAAACACAACUAGAAAAGCACUUCCCAGCUUUUGGCUUAAAAAAGCUAAAAAAGAUGUUUUCAAAUGACAACUUCUACUUAAAUGAAUUACUUAAAAGCUAAAAGCUAGAAUCUGCUUUUUACUUUUUCUAUUACACAAAAAGCACUUAUUUUACCAAACACCACCAACUUUUACUUUUCAAAAUCACUUUUUUCUCAAACACUACCAACUUUUACUAUUAAUCACUUUUUUACCAAAUCAUUUAAAAAAGUUAAAAGCACUUCUCAAUAGGGUUUGCAAACAGAGCCUAAACAGGGCGGUGCUGCUGUAUAUAUUCUGGUCUAGUUCUUCCUCCCUACCAAAUUUCCAAAUGCAUAAAAGUCCUUAACCACCACCUCUCACAGCUUCAUUCCAUGGCUCUCCCUCUGCUUCUACUCGUCUCAAUCCCUCUCAUCUUCCUGGCCUAUAAGCUCUACUACAGGCUCCGAUUCAAGCUCCCGCCGGGCCCUCGCCACCUCCCCAUCGUCGGCAACCUCUACGACAUAAAACCGGUGCGGUUCCGCCACUUCGCCGAGUUGGCUCAGGAAUACGGGCCCAUAUUCGCCGUCUACUUCGGCUCUCAGCUGAAUGCGGUGGUCAGCACCGCCGAGCUCGCCAGGGAGGUGCUCAAGGAGAAUGAUCAGAGCUUGGCCGACCGGUUCCGCACCAGAUCCGCCUCGAAUCUGAGCCGGAACGGGAUGGAUUUGAUCUGGGCCGAUUACGGGCCUCACUACGUCAAGGUCAGGAAGCUCUGCAACCUCGAGCUCUUCACGCCCAAGCGGCUCGAGUCUCUUCGGCCGAUUCGAGAGGAUGAGGUGACCGCCAUGGUUGAGAGCAUCUUCAGGGACUGUACUAAUCCGGGUAAAAGUGGCAAAAGCUUGUUGAUGAGAGAUUACUUGGGUGCAGUAGCAUUCAACAACAUAACAAGGUUGACAUUUGGAAAGAGGUUCAUGAACUCUGAGGGAGAGGUAGAUGAACAGGGGAAAGAAUUCAAGGGCAUUGUGUCCAAUGGGAUCAAGAUUGGGGCAAAACUUCCAAUGGGAGAAUAUGUCCCAUGGCUUCGUUGGGCAUUUACUGUUGACAAUGAGGCAUUGGAGAGCCAAGCUUCACGCAGAGACCGACUAACCAGGAGGAUCAUGGAGGAACACACCCUUGCUCGCAAGUCUUCUGGUGAUACCAAGCAGCAUUUUGUCGACGCCUUGCUCACUCUUCAGCAGCAAUAUGAUCUCACCGAUGACACUGUCAUUGGUCUUCUUUGGGACAUGAUCACAGCAGGAAUGGACACUACAACAAUAUCAGCCGAAUGGGCAAUGGCAGAGCUGGUAAAGAACCCACGGGUGCAACAGAAGGCUCAUGAAGAGCUGGACCGGGUCAUCGGAUCUGACCGGAUCAUGACCGAGUCCGAUUUCUCCAAGCUCCCAUACCUCCAGUGUGUAGCCAAGGAAGCACUAAGGCUACACCCACCUACACCCCUAAUGCUCCCUCACAAGGCCAGCGCCCACGUCAAGAUUGGUGGCUACGACAUUCCCAAGGGCUCCAUCGUCCAUGUAAACGUUUGGGCUGUCGCCCGCGACCCUGCCGUGUGGAAGGACCCCUUAGAAUUCAGACCAGAACGGUUCCUUGAGGCGGACGUCGACAUGAAGGGGCACGACUACCGUCUCCUCCCGUUCGGUGCGGGGAGGCGCGUCUGUCCAGGCGCACAGCUGGCGAUUAACUUGGUAACAUCAAUGUUGGGUCAUCUGCUGCACCACUUCGAGUGGGGACCACCCUCGGGAGUGAAGGCCGAGGAGAUUGACAUGACGGAGAGCCCGGGGAUGGUGACCUACAUGAAGACUCCUUUGCAAGCUGUUGCUACCCCAAGGUUGCCUGAUGCAGACUUGUACAAACGUGUGCCAUAUGUUAUGUGAUGGGUUUUCUUCUUUCCUCCAUAGGUUAUGUCCCAAUUAGGUCUCUCUUUACUUUCAGACCUCACGUGAUCAUGACACUUUUGACUUUAAUGCAUUUUAAUGCGGAAUAUGUUUCUAUAUUCAAAUUUUAUGUAUUUAUGAUUUUCUGGUGUGUGUUAGGUGGCCAAUGCAAGUUGACG